Hirundo rustica (Barn swallow) is the source of this 2511-nucleotide messenger RNA. It is a transcript of the gene CARD8, whose product is annotated as caspase recruitment domain family member 8. The transcript has 16 exons. Lineage: Eukaryota; Metazoa; Chordata; Aves; Passeriformes; Hirundinidae. Gene Ontology annotation, cellular component: THO complex part of transcription export complex. Gene Ontology annotation, biological process: signal transduction; mRNA export from nucleus; regulation of DNA-templated transcription elongation. The record is from RefSeq and is a predicted model, not a curated record. Gene Ontology annotation, molecular function: protein binding. Bases 51 to 1580 code for a protein of 509 amino acids.
GCGGAGGACGCGGCCGUUCCCGCGCGGUGCCGCCGAGCGGAGCCUCCGCGAUGUCCGGCCCGGCCCAGGAGCCCGACAGCGGAGCUGAGUCCCUCUCCUCGGAUGAAAAAGAGGUGACACCCAACGGCAUGGAGGGAUCGGGAUCAGGAUCGGGAUCAGGAUCGGCCGAGGAGCGCCCGGAGGGGGAAGCCAGUUCCGAAGGCAGCUCCAGCAGCAGCUCAGAAGAGGAGUCAGAUGCAGAGGAGUGGGAUGGAGGAAGGCCGGAUGAAGAGCGGGAGGAGAAGGAAUCCCCAGCUUACUGCAAUGAGUUAGGAGGGAGCUGCUUGGCACCCUGCGAGCACUGCAGGAAUGAAGAUGACCAGAAGGAGCAGGUGACCCCCAGGAGACUCGCUGGAGGACAAUUCAUGGUGCAGUUGGACGCAGAGGGCUCCUACCGGUGCAGCGUCACGGGGCUGAUUUUCGAGGUGACAGGCGCCGCCAGGAUCACGUAUUCCCUGUUAUCCUGGAGCAAAUACGCCCGGCUGGUGGAAAAGCCCUGGAUCGUGGGCGGGCCCCUGUUCGACGUGCGCUGCUCGGCGCCCGCCGCGCUCGGCUCCAUCCAGUUCCCUCACUGCCUGUGCCUGGGGGACGGCGGCGCCGGCGUGGCCUUCAAGGUGCUGCACGUCAAGGGCGGCGGCGCGGCCAUCGAGCCCUCGGCCGAGUUCUCGGCGUCGCACGUCAAGUGGGUGGUGAGCUCCCUGUCCCCCGUGGGACCCCUGAUCCACAGCCCCGAGCCCCUGCAGUACCACGGGGCUGUCAUCCUCUACAAAGCCGUCGACGAGCACCCCUCGCUGUCCUUCUGGGUCUACCUGGCCACCAACAACGACUCCUUCAUCAGGGAUAUCUCAAAGACGGUCAAGCACUCGAAAAGGAAAUUCGUUCAAAUCGAAAAGCCCCCUGUAUGCCAGAAAUUACUGCAGGAAGGAAAGAAGUACAGGCUGAUCUGUGAGCCAGAAGCUGAAAUUACUCCUGAGGAGAUUGAGUUUGUUGAUGGAUCACUCUUGAAACUGAAGAGUUACUUUGAGGUGUAUCUGGAGAAGCCUGAUGACUUCACCUUGUCCCUGGUGGAGCAGGACUCGGACGAGACCGUCUGGAAAGCCAGACUGCGAGAGAGGGAUUGGAUGCACUAUGACCAGAACAAGAACGAGCAGAGGAGGAGCACGGCCAGUGUGAAGAGGAGGAAGCCGGCCCUCGGCGUCCUGGAGGAAGAGGGGCUCCACAGCAAAAAGCAGAAAACCGGCGGCACGGCAGAUGGAGUGGGAGCAAAAAGCUUAACAGACCAGCAGCUGCUGGCCAUCGCCAAGCUGCUGGACCGGCGCUGGAGGGAAAUCGCCAUCGAGUGUCUGCAGAUGGAGAUGAAGGACAUCGAGGACAUCCGGGCCAUGGAGGAGGAGGUGAACAUGCAGAAAUUCCUGGUGCUGAGGAAGUGGAGAGACAGGGAGCAGGGCAAUGGAACUGCAGAGGCGCUGCAGAGCAGCCUCGGGGAAAAAGCCACCUACGAGAUCCUGCAGAAGCUGCAAGAUUUCUUGGCUCAGAGCUGAGCCAGCUGGAAGGAGGAGGAGGAAGAGGAGGUGGGAGCUUCCCCAUCCAACCAUUCCGCUCCCCUGGGAUCCUGCUGGCGUUCAGGAAUGUUCGUGGCAUCACCACUGGCCGGGAAGUUGGGGCAGGAUCCUCCAGAGAAACGUGAACGGAAUUUUGUGUGGGUAGAAGCCACUUCCCAGACUUUCAGGAGAGGCGGAUCCUGGAAUUCCAGGCUUCACCCACAGGGAAGAGCCACUCCGGAAAGACACAAACACUGGAAGAAACCACUUUUAUCUUUUUCAUCACCUGGAAAAGAUUUUUAAUUUCCAUCAGGGAAAAACAGGGAGAAGAAUUCCCCUGGAAACUUUCACCCCCUUCCAAAAACCCCUGAACUGCCAGAAUCGUGAGGUGCAUUGGAUUUCUCAUGGAUCAGGGAAGAAUAAUCCUAAACCUGCACCAGAUUCCUUUCCAUAAUCACUGUAUAGAUGGAAUUAUUGUAUAGAUCCUGUACAUCCAGUCCUUGUUAAGCUGUGGUUCUGCUUCCUGAAAUUCCCCAAGAUGGGAACACCACUACGAACUCCAGGCAGCUCGGAAUUUCCCCUUGGAAUUUCUUCUCCCCUCUUUUCUGUAUAGUUUGUCUCCACUUUUUUACCUUGUUUAAUACUUUUUUUGUACAAGAAACUUUUUUAUACUUCUUUUUUUUUUACUUGUUUUAUUCGAACUCGAAUAGAAUUUAGGUGCUUAAAAUGUGAGGAGCCGAAAUCCCUUGUGCUGCAGGAUUGGAAAAAAAAUUGGGAAAAAUGGAAUUUGUAGAAGAGAGGAGUGACCAGAUCCAGGAUUGUCUUGUUUUUUAAGGCUGUGGGAUACUUGGGAUCAUCUUCCUCUGUGUAUGUUUGGGAAAGGAGAACAUACUUUUAAAAAAUAAGGAUUAAACAGGAAAAAUUUUCAUGA